AUGUCUCCGUCAACUGAUCAGGAAGGUCAAAAUCGUCAUCUGAUGGUGGAUCAUCAUCGAGUGGUUUAUCAACAUUGGCACACACCAGACCUGAGUAGUGGUGGACGGUAUAAAACUAAGGUGCUGCUCCAAGCGGCACACACGGGCCCAAGCAAGCACAGCCAUGAGGAGCGCGGUAGUAAUUAUCUCAAUGGUGGCCGCCAUUGCGGCAGAAGCACCUUAUCACCUGCCGCGACCGGCGCCGCACGCGCCUCGUUCAACUACCCCUCGGUGCCUCCGCCGCCGCCGCCGCCAGCGCACCACCCACAUCCGCACCCGCACCCUCACCCGCAACCGCAGUUUAUUCAAUACCCACCACAACCUGCGCCUGCCCCACAGUUUAAUUCUGGAUCUGGUUACCACUAUUCGCAACCCGCCCCCCAGCCGCAGCCACAGCCACAGCUCCAGCCCCUGCCUUUUAUAUAUUCUCAUCCUCCACCCCCUCAACCUCAGUCCCAGCCUCUGCCCCAUGUGCACUCCCAUCCUCCACCCCCACAGCCUCUUCCAAUUAUAUCUUAUCCUCAAUACGCACCACCACAACCGCAACCUAUCCCUCAAAUUUCUCCUAGCUACACGUACGCUCAGCCCCAGCCUCAACCGGGCCCUAUCCCCCGCCCCCAAACACCUGCCUUCUUAGCACCCCUACCUGGAUACUCUACACCACAGGCUCAACCUGCGCCACCAACCCAACCAGUCCCACAACCUCAGUCGCAACUUCAGCAGGGAUACACGUACCAGCAACCUCAAUUCCAAUUCCCGCAAGUCCCUCUCCCGGCACAGCCACUUCAACCCCAACCUCUUUAUGCACAACCUCUUCAAUCACAGGCUCUUCAGGCACAACCUAUUCAAUCUCAGCCUCUGCAAGCGCAACCUCUACAAUCGCAGCCUCUUAGCAACAACGCGGCAUCGUCUGCUUGGUCCAGCUACCAAGCGGAUAACAACCAAUACAGCAGUGCAAGCCUUCAGUCGCACGGAGAGGCUUUAGAUGCAACAGUUGUCGACCGAGUACAGAAUAUCAUAAAAGAUAAUGAGCACAUUUCGGCAAGAAACGCUGGCUAUCUAUCCCUUGUUUCUGGAGUUUCGUUAGAACAGGCCAGACCAAGUAUAGAGAUCUCUUCAUUUGUUCAUAAUUCUCCUCUACAAAUCACCCAAGCUUCGGGACAGAAUUCAAUCGAGCAGUCGUCGAGUCAGUCGUCAUCGUCAGCGGCGUCAGUGACGUCAGCGUCCGCACCGUCGGCCGCGGCGCCGUCGCAGGACUACGGCUUGCCGACGAUCACGGCCAACAGCCAGCCGCCGGCGCCGCAGCCAGACGCACCUCAUACUUUUCUACCGCAAAACAAACCCGCGACGUCAUACGGCACGCCCCUAUAACCGUGUACCUUUAUAAUUAUAGGUUUUUUAUAUAAUUAUGAAAAUUGUAAAUAAAAUAUUUUCAUUAUUUUUGAA
This is a messenger RNA of Leguminivora glycinivorella, 1485 nucleotides long. RefSeq names its product alpha/beta-gliadin clone PW8142-like. The record is from RefSeq and is a predicted model, not a curated record. Bases 1 to 1410 code for a protein of 469 amino acids. Lineage: Eukaryota; Metazoa; Arthropoda; Insecta; Lepidoptera; Tortricidae. The transcript is spliced from 3 exons.